AUGCGUUCGCGAAGUCCAUCUCGGGAUGGGACCACCCGGGAAUUUGUCCUGGAGCUCGGCUCAGGCUCCCUGCGGAAGACCGCUCACAUAUUGAAGAGCAUGUCUCGUCUCGUCCAGGGACGAUCUCCGACCAACUAUUACGCGCUUGAUCUGGAGAGACGGGUGCUCGAGCAAACGCUGGGGGAAAUUCAGACCUCCGAGCUCGGCCAGUGUCUCGAUGGGAAGGUCAUUACGAAGGGGUUGUGGGGGACAUUCAACGACGGGAUCCAAUCCAUCAAAGAUGGCACUAUUGUCUCAGCUGAAUCCUCUGACACGGUUGACGACUCUCGAAUUCAACUCCAUGUCAUGUUCUUGGGCCUGUCUUUGGGAAACUUCCCCAGGGACGAGGCGGGAGCAUUCCUUCGAUCGCUCCCGUUGCGUCCAGGAGCAGGGGAUACUCUACUUCUCUCUUUGGAUCACACCGACGAUAAGGACAAAAUUGAGGUCGCGUACAACGACCCACAAGGCUACUGUCGGCGCUUCAAGAUGAAUGCCCUUCGACAUACCGGUCGAGUCUUGGGCAACGAGAAACUGUUCCCCGAGGGCGAUUGGGAGUACAUUAAUUUCUAUGACACAGAGAGACGUCAACACAAGUCUUACUAUAAGGCGAGACGCUCGUGUACACUGUCCUCUUCCUCCAUGAAGUCCGAUUUCCACUUCAGUGAGAACGAGAUGCUGAAAAUUGAAGAGUCUGUGAAGUACUCGGAAGAUGACACUCGUAAACUCUUUAGCGAGGGAAACCUCAAGCCUAUACAUAGAUGGACUGAUCCGCUUGGGUCCUACUCUGUGUGGCUCCUACAUCGACCGGUGCCAGCAAUCGGGGGUCGAAGGAUUGAUAUCAGAGGAGAAACUGAAUUACUUAACUGA
This is a messenger RNA of Coprinopsis cinerea okayama7#130, 906 nucleotides long. RefSeq lists its product as hypothetical. The transcript is spliced from 5 exons. Lineage: Eukaryota; Fungi; Basidiomycota; Agaricomycetes; Agaricales; Psathyrellaceae. The record is from RefSeq and is a predicted model, not a curated record. Gene Ontology annotation, molecular function: methyltransferase activity. Bases 1 to 906 code for a protein of 301 amino acids.